GUCAUCUUUUCGUAUCCGUUUAUCAGUUUAUUUUUAUUCAUUUAUAAUGGAGAAAAAUGUUUAUAAAGUGCUUGUCGCUGCAACUGGUAGUGUCGCUGCACUGAAAAUACCCAUUUUAGUGAGAACGUUGUUGGAAUUCAAUGAAAACGAGAGCCGAUAUAAAUUUGAGAUACGUUUAAUAGUGACAGAACACGCGAAACACUUCUUUGCAACCUCCGAGUUGCCUCCUGAAGUGCUAUUAUUUGACGACAACUCGGAAUGGCAGGCUUGGAAGCAGAGGGGGGACCCGGUGCUGCACAUAGAACUGGGCAAGUGGGCCGACAUGAUGGUCAUAGCUCCUUUGGACGCCAAUACAUUAGCAAAAAUGGCACAGGGCAUUUGUGACAACCUACUCACCUGUACAACUCGAGCAUGGGACAUGUCCAAGCCCCUCCUCUUCUGUCCCGCCAUGAACACGCGGAUGUGGGAGCACCCUAUCACAUCCAAACAAGUCCAGGUACUGACGGACUGGGGCCAUAUACAGAUACACCCAAUUAGUAAAACAUUAAUGUGUGGAGAUACAGGGAUUGGAGCUAUGGCUGAGAUACAGACUAUUGUUGAGGACAUUAGAAAGAUUGCUUGUAAAAGUUUCUCUAAAUGAAGUAUUUUAAACAUUGUUAUAUUUAUUCAGUUUAAUUGUUAACUAGUUUUAAGGUGAUUACUAGAAAAUAAUGACUAUAGGUAGUUUAUUUGUUCAACAUUGAGAAAUGGUAAUGCAAGGCAGUCUUCAUAAAUAUUCCAUUUAUGAACUAUCCCAAUGAAUAGAAAUAAACUUUCAAGUGUUUGACAGACCAAUAUCAAUAUGUUUUAAGUUUAUUUGCGACUUCUAAUGGGACUGUCAUGCACUUAAGAUAAUUUGGACCUGUUCAUAUUAUUGCCACCUUUUAUCUGACCUGUUGUCUCCUCAGAUCUUACUUAUUUGUUGAUGUAAAAUUACAUUCAUAAGUCCUAAUAUGCUUAACAAUUUUUCCCAAUACUAAUGUUUGAGUUCCAUAAGAUUUAUGAAUAAAAGUGAUAGUUUUACUAUAAAAUGUAACAAAACCACGGCCUGUCCCAUUUACAUCAUCAAAAAUUAAAGUUGAUAAUAUUAUUUAAUAUCUGUAUAUAUGUACCUAAUG
This is a messenger RNA of Cydia splendana, 1157 nucleotides long. It is a transcript of the gene Ppcdc, whose product is annotated as phosphopantothenoylcysteine decarboxylase. The record is from RefSeq and is a predicted model, not a curated record. Gene Ontology annotation, molecular function: phosphopantothenoylcysteine decarboxylase activity; FMN binding. The transcript is spliced from 3 exons. Gene Ontology annotation, cellular component: phosphopantothenoylcysteine decarboxylase complex. Gene Ontology annotation, biological process: coenzyme A biosynthetic process. The coding region runs from base 47 to 640 and encodes 197 amino acids. NCBI's taxonomy places the organism in Eukaryota, Metazoa, Arthropoda, Insecta, Lepidoptera, Tortricidae.